ACGUCAGGCCGGCGCGAGCUGCGAUUGGCCAGAGCAUGUGGUGUGGGAGGGCGCUGGUGCAAGUGGUUGGGCCCGCGGCUCGGGGGCGGAGCCAGGGAGCGGCGAGCGCUGCUCUCCGGGCUCAAAAGGGGCGCGAUCCUGGGCCGGCUCGCAUCUCUGGCCUGAGUGUUUUAGGACAUAUCAGACAAUUUGUAACAAUGCCUGAAAUAAAGACCAAUCAUCUAGAUGAGAAACAAGUCCAACUCCUUGCAGAGAUGUGUAUUCUUAUUGAUGAAAAUGAUAAUAAAAUUGGGGCUGACACCAAGAAGAAUUGCCACUUGAAUGAAAACAUUGACAAAGGAUUAUUACAUCGUGCUUUUAGUUUGUUCUUAUUUAAUAGUGAAAAUAAGCUUCUGAUACAGCAGAGAUCAGAUGCUAAAAUUACCUUUCCAGGUUGUUUUACCAACACUUGUUGUAGUCAUCCGUUAAGUAAUCCAAGGGAGCUGGAAGAAAAUGGUGCCAUUGGUGUAAGGCGAGCAGCACAGAGGCGUUUGAAAGCUGAAUUAGGAAUUCCUUUGGAAGAGGUUCCUCCAGAAGAAAUGAAUUAUCUAACACGAAUUCACUACAAGGCACAAUCUGAUGGUAUCUGGGGUGAACAUGAAAUUGAUUAUAUUUUGUUUAUGAAGAAGAAUGUAACUUUGAAUCCAGAUCCCAAUGAAAUUAAAAGCUACUUUUAUGUGUCCAAGGAAGAACUAAAAGAACUUAUGAAAAAAGCAACCACUGGUGAAAUUAAGGUUACUCCAUGGUUUCAAAUUAUUGUGGACACAUUUCUCUUUAAAUGGUGGGAUAACCUGAAUCAUUUGAAUCAGUUUGUUGACCAUGAGAAAAUUCAUAGACUGUGAAUGUGUAAAUGAAUGAUUAUUGAAAAAUUUCCUUACCUAGUAAACUUAGGAUGGUUUUAUUAUUUUAAAAUUGGAUUCCCCAUUAGGACAACUUUUAUGAUAUUUGGAUACAUUACAUCCAGAGUUUGUGUGGGGGGAAAAAAUUCAGUUGGCAUAUAAUUUUGUUACACACCCGAUCUACAUGCACUGUUAUUUGUAAAAAACAUUUAUGAGAGAAUUGUAAAAUGAGAGAGCAAAUAAAACGUGAACUGUCCAAAUACAUGGUUAUAACAAAUUGAAGAAAUAGUAAAGUUCUUCAUUUUUUUUUAUAUUUUUAAAAAUAUUUUCAGAACACUCUGCUUGCUGUUGGCCUGGUGCUUUAUAUAUAAAUGAAUUUGUAUCACACUCCAGAAAAAUGAGCAAAGAAAACUGUUUGCUUAGAUCCUUUAAAAUAUUCCUUAUUAACAGAUUAAACUGUCAGAGCAGGUUUAAGGGAAACCUGUGCACAGCCACCUCUGGGUAUCCACACAGGUUUUGUUUUGGGACUCCCUUCAUACCAAAACCCUUAAUUUGCCUAUGAUCUACACACAUCUUCCUUUACACUUUAAAACAUCUCUGGAUUAUUUACUAAUGUAAAUGCUACAUAAAUAGUUGUUCAAUGACAAAGAAACGUUUAAUACACAUGUGAUUUUUUUCCCAAAUAUUUUUAAUCUACACUUGAUUGAAUCCUUGGAUAUGUAACACAGAUGUGGAGGGCCAACUGUAUAUCCUAAUUUCUGUCAUUCUAAGUUGCUUUUGUGAUUCAACCUUUCUGAAAGUAUCAUUUUGAUACUUAACAGUCAUCUGUUAACUUUGAGUAAUGAUUUUUUUUAAUAAAUUUUCUUUUAAAAAGUA
Ictidomys tridecemlineatus (thirteen-lined ground squirrel) is the source of this 1754-nucleotide messenger RNA. RefSeq names its product isopentenyl-diphosphate delta isomerase 1 (gene Idi1). Gene Ontology annotation, cellular component: cytoplasm. Gene Ontology annotation, molecular function: isopentenyl-diphosphate delta-isomerase activity. The record is from RefSeq and is a predicted model, not a curated record. Gene Ontology annotation, biological process: isopentenyl diphosphate biosynthetic process; isoprenoid biosynthetic process. NCBI's taxonomy places the organism in Eukaryota, Metazoa, Chordata, Mammalia, Rodentia, Sciuridae.